Acaromyces ingoldii is the source of this 4451-nucleotide messenger RNA. Its product is annotated as beta and beta-prime subunits of DNA dependent RNA-polymerase. Gene Ontology annotation, biological process: DNA-templated transcription. The transcript has 3 exons. NCBI's taxonomy places the organism in Eukaryota, Fungi, Basidiomycota, Exobasidiomycetes, Exobasidiales, Cryptobasidiaceae. Bases 84 to 4325 code for a protein of 1413 amino acids. Gene Ontology annotation, molecular function: DNA-directed RNA polymerase activity; DNA binding. The record is from RefSeq and is a predicted model, not a curated record.
AUCGAUCGGGACAGUAAGGACACGCAGCGCUCAACGAGAAAGUGAGAGGAGAGAGAGCGACACACUCAGAGGGGGCGCCCACGAUGAAGGAGCUGGUGCCGCAAGAUGCGACGAAGCGCAUCAAGCACAUCCAGUUCGGCGUGCUCUCGGCGCAGGAGAUUGUCGGCAUGAGCGAGCUGGAAUGCACGACGCGCGACAUGUACGCCCUGCGCCAGGAUGGCGGCGAGCGCUACCCCGUCAGCCACGGUGUUCUCGACCGACGACUGGGCAUCUCGGACAAGUUCAACUCGUGCGAUACAUGCGGCCUCAAGAUGUCCGACUGCGUGGGCCACUACGGCUACAUCAAGCUCGUCCUGCCCGUGUUCCACAUUGGCUUUCUCAAGCACAUCAUCUCCAUCCUCCAGGUCAUCUGCAAGAGCUGCGCCACGGUGCUGCUCGACGAGCAUGCGCGGCGAAAGUACCUGAGCAUCUUCCGGCGGCGCAACCUCGAGAACCUGCAGCGGACACAGACGUUCAAGGCUGUCCAGACGGCUGCCAAAAAGGUCCUCUACUGCCCUCGUUGCGGCUGCACCAACGGCGUCGUGAAGAAGUUUGGUGCCCUCAAGAUCGUCCACGAAAAGUUCCGGGCUAAAAAGACGGAGAGCGAGAAGGAAGCGUUUCGGCGCACGUUUGACAGCGCAGUCAAGCUUGGCGGCACUGGGCCCGGCGACCUGGCCACGCACCUCGCCAAAGCACAGGACGAUCUGAACCCGCUUAAGGUCUUGGAUUUGUUCAAGCGCAUUUCUGAUGAGGACUGCGAGCUGCUGGGAUUGCGGCCAGAACACGGCAGGCCCGAAGAAUACAUCUGGCAGUACAUCUGCGUCCCGCCCGUCUGCAUCCGGCCCAGCGUUCAGCAGGAGGGAGCCAGCAACGAGGACGACCUGACGGUCAAGCUGACCGAGAUCAUCUUCUCAAACAGCCUCCUCAAGUCGGGCCUCCAAAAGGGCGGCAAGGGCACCACGACGACGCAGCUCGUCGAGCAGUGGGACUUUCUGCAGAUGUCUGUCGCCCUCUACAUCAAUUCCGAGAUGCCUGGUGCGCCGUCGAUGCCCGGUGCCAAGCCGAUCCGCGGCUUCUGCCAGCGCCUCAAGGGCAAGCAGGGCCGCUUCCGUGGCAACCUCUCGGGCAAGCGUGUCGACUUCUCUGGCCGCACCGUCAUCUCGCCCGACCCCAACCUGCGCAUCGACGAGGUGGCCGUGCCUGAGCGCGUGGCAAAGAUCCUCACCUACCCCGAGCGCGUCUUCUCCCACAACAUCGAAGAGAUGCGCCGUGCCAUUCUCAACGGCUGCGACGUCCAUCCGGGCGCCAACUUUGUCAUUGACUCCGAGACGGGCUUCAAGCGACUUCUCCGCUUCGCCGGGUCCAUGAAGCUGGCGGCAGCCAACCUCAAGGUGGGCGACAUCGUCGAGCGCCACCUGCGCGACGGCGACAUUGUCCUCUUCAACCGUCAGCCGUCGCUGCACAAGCUGUCCAUCAUGUCCCACCGCGCAAAGAUCAGGCCUUGGCGGACAUUCAGGCUCAACGAGUGCGCCUGCAACCCAUACAACGCUGACUUUGACGGCGACGAGAUGAACAUGCACGUGCCCCAGACCGAAGAGGCCCGCACAGAGGCCACCGUCCUCAUGGGUGUCAAGCACAACCUCGUCACGCCGCGCAACGGAGAGCCGAUCAUUGCGGCCAUUCAGGACUUUAUCACGGCCUCCUUUCUCAUCUCUCGCAAGGACCGCUUCUUUACUCGGGGCCAAUUUGCGCAGAUCUGCAGCUACUUUGCCGACGCCAACCUGCACAUCGACAUUCCUCCCCCCGCCGUCUGGAAGCCGCAGAGGCUGUGGACGGGCAAGCAGGUGUUCAGCGCCCUGAUCAGGCCGAACAGCAAGUCGAAUGUGCUCGUCAACCUUGAGGCGCAGUGCCGGACGUUUGAGAAGCCAAAGGGCGGUCACAUCAAGGACAUGAGCCCAAACGACGGCUGGCUUGUCAUCCAGAACUCCGAGGUCAUGUGCGGCGUCAUGGACAAGAGCACGGUGGGCGACGGGAAAAAGAACAGUGUGUUUGGCGUCAUGCUGCGCGACUAUGGGCCCGAUGCGGCCAUCCAGGCCAUGAACCGGCUGGCCAAGAUGUGCGCCCGCUGGCUCGCCAACCAGGGCUUCAGCCUCGGCAUCAACGAUGUCAUGCCUGGCGCACGGCUCCGAGCGACAAAAGACCAAAAGGUAGAGGCAGCCUACACCGAGUGCCUGGACCUCAUCGAAAAGGCCAAGCGGGGCAAGCUCGACAAUCUGCCGGGGUGCGACCAGGAGCAGACGCUCGAGAGCAUGAUCUCCGGUGUCCUCUCAGGCGUCCGUGGCGAUGUGGGCGAGAUCUGCAUGCUCGAGCUGAGCAAGCACAAUGCACCCCUCAUCAUGGCCGUCUGCGGCUCCAAGGGCUCCAAGAUUAAUGUUGCCCAGAUGGUCGCCUGUGUCGGGCAGCAGAUUAUCAGUGGCUCCCGUGUGCCCAACGGCUUCCAGGACCGCUCGCUGCCGCACUUCGCCAAGAAGUCCAAGGAUCCACCUUCCAAGGGUUUCGUCCGCAACAGCUUCUUCUCUGGUCUCACCCCUACUGAGUUUCUCUUUCAUGCCAUCUCUGGACGAGAGGGCCUCGUGGACACGGCCGUCAAGACGGCAGAGACGGGCUACAUGCAGCGGCGUCUUAUGAAGGCCCUCGAGGAUCUUUCUACACACUACGAUCUCUCAGUGCGCAACUCUGUCGGCGGUGUGGUGCAGUUCACCUACGGGGACGACGGCCUGGACCCGGCCGAGCUCGAGGGCAACGCGCUGCCCGUCGAGUACCACCGCUCCUGGCGACACGCCCUGGCCGUCACGAGGCACAUACCCGAGCGAGGUCUGCUGCCGUACGAGAUUGACGAGUUGGUGCGCAGUACCUUGGCGGAGCCCCUCUUCACCGUCAAGACAAACGACUACUACAAGGACCAGGUGCUGUCGUUUAUGCGCGAGUUUGUCAUUGAAAAGGCAGCCAAAAUCCGCGAGGCCCACGGCAUGUAUCCUGCCCUGGAGCGCGAGGACUUUAUGGACGAGGGCACGGAUCUGACGAUGGGCGUCGACAACACCGUGGUCGCCAUCGUCGACAACAAGACCCAGGUCCGGCGCUCGGCCGUGCUCGAGUUCCUCAAGAUCUGCUUUGACAAGUAUAUGAAGGCCAAGGUCGAGCCGGGCACGGCCGUGGGCGCUAUUGGAGCCCAGUCGAUUGGCGAGCCGGGCACGCAGAUGACUCUCAAGACAUUCCACUUUGCCGGUGUGGCCUCGAUGAACGUGACGCUGGGUGUGCCGCGUAUCAAGGAGAUCAUCAAUGCGGCAAAGUCUAUUAACACGCCCAUCAUCACGGCUCAGCUCGUGAACCCCGAGAGCGAGACGGCGGCGCGCAUCGUAAAGGGUCGCAUCGAGAAGACGUACCUGGGCGAUGUGGCCAGCGUCAUCGAGGAGGCGUGGGCCAGUUCAUACGUGUACCUGGGCGUCCACAUCGACAUGAAGGCCAUCGAGAAGCUGCAGCUCGAGGUGACGCUCGACGACGUGCGCCGCGCCAUCGUCCAGGCGCCCAAGCUCAAGAUCAAAGACGACCGCGUGACGCUGGUGCCCAAGAAGAACCGGAUCCGCAUCUACAUUGGCCAGGACGACGGCGGAGCGAACAGCAAGCCCGUCGACGAAAAGGAAAUCUACUACGGGCUCAAGCUGCUGAAGCGCGCGCUGCCAAAGAUCAUCAUCAAGGGCAUCCACGAGGCUGCACGGGCCGUCAUCAGUGACGAAAAGGGCAGCCGCAAGCUUCUUGUUGAGGGCUACGGCCUUCGAGAAGUUAUGACCACCGAGGGCGUCGUGGGCCUGCAGACACACACGAACCACAUCAUGGAGAUGAAGGAGGUCCUCGGCAUCGAGGCCGCCCGGACCUCUGUCUUCCGCGAAAUCGACUACACGAUGGCCUCGCACGGCAUGUCAAUCGACCCGCGCCACGUGAUGCUGCUGGCCGACGUCAUGACGUACAAGGGCGAGGUCCUGGGCAUCACGCGCUUUGGCGUGGCCAAGAUGAAGGACAGCGUGCUGAUGCUGGCCAGCUUUGAAAAGACGACGGACCACCUGUUUGACGCGGCCCUGUUCGGCAAGACGGACGCGAUCCAGGGCGUGAGCGAAAGCAUCAUCAUGGGCAACGCGGCCCAGAACCUGGGCACGGCCAUGCCGACGCUCAUCAGCGCCAAGCCAGCACUGCCGCCGAUGCGCAAGCUCCUCUUCCAGCGCCACGCCUGAGACACAUCCACCACCUUUUUUUACCUCUUAUUUUCUUCUUUUCUCUCCCUCCACCUUUUUUAUCUUUCUUUUUGGCUGUACCAUCAUCCUGUACGAUAUACCUUCAAUCACAGAAAUAAAGCAAGC